AUGAGUUGGGAAAGCAGGAAGCGAUUGGUGCAGCUGGCUCGGAAGCACGACGCGCUGCUCAUAUCAGAUGAUGUGUAUGACGUGCUUCGUUGGCCUGCAAACGAGGGCGGGUCCUUCGAAAACUUAAGCAAACCUCCUCCUCGACUAGUAGACGUUGAUCGAGAACUGGAAGGCACCUCGGCCUUCGGGAACGCCGUCAGCAAUGGAUCGUUCUCGAAGAUCAUUGCUCCCGGUAUGAGGCUUGGCUGGGUUGAAGCGACCACUACAUUCACGACAACGAUCCGGACUGUUGGUGCCACGGCCUCCGGAGGCGGCCAGGCGCACUUCUCAUCUCUGUUUGUCGAGAAGGUCUUACAAGAUGGUGCUUUGACCAGACACAUAAACGACGUUUUGAUUCCUACUUACCAGAAACGGUAUUACGCAAUGGUCAACGCAAUUCGACGCGUUCUGUACCCAUUGGGUGUUGAGAUUGUUGCGGAACGAAGCAUCCAGGAGAGCGGCGUUGCCGGCGGCUUCUUCCUCUACAUAAGCUUUGGAGAUAGCGGCGCAGACUUCACUUCAGAAGUUUCCCGCGUUGCCUUUGAGGAGCUGAACUUGAAGAUCGGCCCUGGUCAGAUAUUUGGCGUCCCCGACGAUCCCCUGAGCGAGGCCAGAGGCAGGGCAUCGUAUUACAGCGGCGCCCGACUUUGCUGGGCGUGGCAUGAAGAAGAGGAAAUUGUCGAAGGGAUCGAGAGGCUGGCUCUAGUCGUCCGAGAGGUGCGGAAGGCGACAAGGUAG
This is a messenger RNA of Colletotrichum karsti, 777 nucleotides long. RefSeq names its product aminotransferase. NCBI's taxonomy places the organism in Eukaryota, Fungi, Ascomycota, Sordariomycetes, Glomerellales, Glomerellaceae. The record is from RefSeq and is a predicted model, not a curated record. Gene Ontology annotation, molecular function: pyridoxal phosphate binding; L-2-aminoadipate:2-oxoglutarate transaminase activity. The transcript is spliced from 2 exons. Bases 1 to 777 code for a protein of 258 amino acids. Gene Ontology annotation, biological process: biosynthetic process.